This is a messenger RNA of Sphaeramia orbicularis (orbiculate cardinalfish), 2463 nucleotides long. Its product is annotated as neuronal acetylcholine receptor subunit alpha-7. The record is from RefSeq and is a predicted model, not a curated record. Gene Ontology annotation, biological process: monoatomic ion transmembrane transport. Gene Ontology annotation, cellular component: postsynaptic membrane. The transcript has 10 exons. Gene Ontology annotation, molecular function: acetylcholine-gated monoatomic cation-selective channel activity; transmembrane signaling receptor activity. Bases 53 to 1624 code for a protein of 523 amino acids. Lineage: Eukaryota; Metazoa; Chordata; Actinopteri; Kurtiformes; Apogonidae.
UCAGGAGGAACUCCGCUCAGUUUUGUGUCUCUGUGACUCACGGCUGCUGAGGAUGGACGCUCGGAUCUUCACCCUGCACGUCCUGACGCUCUGCUGCCUCCUUCACGGGUCUCUGCAGGGUGUAUAUCAGCGUCGUCUUUACAAGGAGCUGAUGAAGAAUUACAACCCACUGGAACGACCGGUCAGCAACGACUCCCACAGCCUGACCGUCCACUUCAGCUUCAGCCUCUUGCAGAUCAUGGAUGUGGAUGAGAAGAACCAGGUGCUAACCACUAACAUCUGGCUACAGCUGUACUGGACAGAUUUCUACCUGCAGUGGAACAUGUCUGACUAUCCAGGUGUGACCAACGUCAGGUUCCCCGACAGCCAGAUCUGGAGGCCAGACAUCCUCCUGUACAACAGCGCCGAUGAGAGGUUUGACGCCUCGUUCCACACCAACAUCCUGGUCAACUCUACCGGCUACUGUCAGUAUCUGCCUCCAGGAAUAUUUAAGAGCACCUGUUACAUCGACGUCCGCUGGUUUCCCUUUGAUGUUCAACGCUGUGACCUGAAGUUCGGCUCCUGGACGUAUGGAGGCUGGUCUCUGGAUCUGCAGAUGAUCCAGGCCGAUAUCACAGGAUACAUUGCAAACGGAGAGUGGGACCUUGUGGAGGUUCCUGGACGUAGGAACGAGCGUUUCUAUGACUGCUGUAAGGAGCCGUACCCUGAUGUGACCUUCACUGUGGUAAUGAGGAGGAGGACACUCUACUAUGGACUCAACCUCCUCAUCCCCUGUGUCCUCAUCUCCACCCUUGCACUGCUCGUCUUCCUGCUGCCCGCUGACUCCGGAGAGAAAAUCUCCCUGGGGAUCACAGUGUUGCUUUCUUUAACGGUCUUCAUGCUGCUAGUGGCUGAGAUCAUGCCGGCAACGUCGGAUUCUGUUCCUCUGAUAGCCCAGUACUUUGCCACCACCAUGGUCAUCGUGGGUCUGUCAGUCAUCGCCACCGUUCUGGUUCUGCAGUAUCAUCAUCACGACCCAGACGGAGGACACAUGCCGCAGUGGACUCGUGUGAUUUUGUUAAAUUGGUGCGCUUGGUUUCUACGCAUGCGGCGCCCUGGUGAAGCCAAGGUCCGCUUGGCGUGCCACAACACCGCCAAGCUUCGCCGUGGCAGUCUGUCCAGCCUGGAGCUCAGCGUCAGCCAAGGGUCUUUGCGACACCACCCCCAGGUCACCAACGGCAACCUCUUAUACGUGGGCUUCCGCGGCGUGGAGGGGUUGCAUUAUGGCUCGUCCACAGAACCUGAGCUCAUCUGCUCCCGACUGGUGGGAGGUGAAGAGGAUGUGCUGAGAGCAGGAGCAGGCGGACGAGGAGGAGGAGGAGGUGGAGGUGGAGGAGUAGGAGUAGGGAGCUCAGUUCUGGAGGUAGAGCUGAACCAGAUCCUGGAGGAGGUCAGGUACAUCGCCAGGCGUUUCCGUGGGCAGGAUGAGGAGGAGACGGUGUGUAGUGAGUGGAAAUUUGCGGCGGCAGUGAUUGACCGUUUGUGUCUGGUGGCGUUCUCACUCUUCACCAUCCUCUGCACCAUCGGUAUCCUCAUGUCCGCUCCAAACUUCGUGGAGGCCAUUUCCAAAGACUUCUUCAGUUGAGGAGGGAGGUGAUAAGGUCACGGCGUAGUCUGUUACUGCAAUUAGAUCUGUACUUUAAAGACCCACUGAAAUAUUAGCUCAAAGGCAUAUUCCACCAAAAAACCUCCUUAGUUCAUAUCGUUCAGGCUUAAACGCAAGUCAUGAAUUAAAAAUCACCAAUUGGUCCGAUGAGGCUUUUUACUGAGUGAAGUAUAUGACAUUUAUAUGGUAAAAACAGCAUUGAAAUAUCCCAAUGUUGAGAGCUAUGCCAAGCUAAUUUAAUAUGAGAAGACUCAUUACUUGUAAUCCCACUGACAUUUACUGCAGAUCAGAUUACUAAAAAAACCUGCCCUGAUAUAUUCCCUUACCUGGAACUGAUGUGGAUGUUUAUCACAUUCAUCCUCACAUGGUAUUCUGUUAUAAAACAAAACCUUCCAUUAAUGUAAUAAAUGCAUUCAAGGUGGAAGAAUGGAUUUGCUGAUUUGGCUACAAUAUUUUAAGACAUUCUAACAGUUUUAUACAAGUUAGAUUAUUUCUGACAUUUGGAAAAAAACAUGAAACUUGAAAAUAACAAAAAAAAAAGAUUAAAAGAAUAGUUUGACAUUUGUGAAAAUAUACUUCAAGCAGGAUAUUUGUGUCACAUUUGUCCAUUUAUUGCAGAAUGACGUGUGUUCACUCUGGAACAAGCCAUGAUGCAGAUGCUUUCUACGGUAUUAAACCUGUAUUAGAGCCUUAGUCUCACAAUGUUUAAUGAAUGAAGGAGCCCAAAUUAAAAUAAACAAUUUUCUUAACCCAUAAAGACCCAAACAUCCACUGUCGACCUAAAGCAUCUACUGAUAUAAACUGUUUAAUACCUGUUG